Paramormyrops kingsleyae is the source of this 1348-nucleotide messenger RNA. NCBI's taxonomy places the organism in Eukaryota, Metazoa, Chordata, Actinopteri, Osteoglossiformes, Mormyridae. The record is from RefSeq and is a predicted model, not a curated record.
GAAACGUGUCAGUUUCAAUAGUAGUGUCAAAGUUCACUAUAUACAGACAUUCGCGCAGAUCCCCGUUUCGGAAACAUUGCUCCGCUGGUCUUCCCGUUCAAACGCAUUCAUUUUUUGGGUCUCUGCUCUUUGCAUAUUCUAUUAGUUUUUUUGUCCGUGUUUUUGUCUUUUUCUCUUUCGCUCCGUUUCAGCUGGAGAGGUGAAAUACCGGGACACGGCGUAUUAUUAUUAUUAUUUUUAAAUUUUUUAAAAAUAUUUUUCGCUGCUGAUGAGUUUAUUAAGAUAUGAAGAAAUGAAAUACAGCUCUUCAGUUUUCGCUCCCUUCGAUCAGUGGAGACUGGAGUGAGAAGGAGAGAGAAAAGAGGGGGAUUUAUUUCGCCAUACUUUUGGAUCGCUUGUUAUUUUCUAUUACAUCCAUAUCCUGGUCCGAUCCCAGGGAAUCGCCUCUGCGCUCCAACCGCUUAAUCUGAACUAAACGCUAAUUUGUUGCCUAUCGACAUUUCUCUUUUUUUCCAAGACUGGGUUUCUGAAUGGCUGACUGCGAUUUACCUUGGAACUGGCCUCCCGACACAUGCGUAUCCUGAUCGGGUGCCUUUUCACUUGUAUUUUGAAUGUAUCGAUCGCCCUCUCUCCUGCUCAGCCAUAUGUGUAAGAUUUGACUUUGCACAACCUUGCGCCCGAUACCCUUUUUCCCCACUUGAAAUACCGCAGCGAUCAGCUCGCUUUUAAGCACUUUUUCGGAAUCGAGAUAUGGCAAUGGUAGUUAGCGUCUGGCGAGAUCCGCAGGAGGACGUGGCCGGAGGAACUCCGGGCGGCCAUAACACGCAGCCGGCAAGGGAGCAGCAGCAAGCGGCGUCGGCGGCGCCGCAUACCCCGCAAACACCCGGUCAGCCGGGACACCCGUCAACGCCCGGGACAGCCGGAGACAAGGGACACGGCCAGAGUUCAGGACAAAAUCAGCAUAUUGAAUGUGUGGUUUGCGGGGACAAAUCCAGCGGCAAGCACUAUGGUCAGUUUACCUGCGAGGGAUGCAAAAGUUUCUUCAAGAGGAGUGUCCGGAGGAACUUAACGUAUACAUGUCGUGCCAACAGGAACUGUCCAAUCGACCAGCACCACCGAAAUCAGUGCCAGUACUGCCGGCUGAAGAAAUGUUUAAAAGUGGGCAUGAGGCGGGAAGCGGUUCAGCGAGGACGAAUGCCUCCGACCCAGCCCAACCCAGGCCAGUACGCCCUGACGAACGGGGAUCCUCUGAACGGGCAUUGCUAUUUAUCUGGAUACAUCUCGUUAUUACUGCGGGCCGAGCCUUACCCGACGUCCCGAUACGGCAGCCAGUGCAUGCAGCCCAACA